Drechmeria coniospora is the source of this 3207-nucleotide messenger RNA. RefSeq names its product regulatory protein ral2. Gene Ontology annotation, biological process: cell redox homeostasis. Bases 1 to 3207 code for a protein of 1068 amino acids. The transcript has a single exon. The record is from RefSeq and is a predicted model, not a curated record. Lineage: Eukaryota; Fungi; Ascomycota; Sordariomycetes; Hypocreales; Ophiocordycipitaceae. Gene Ontology annotation, cellular component: mitochondrion; cytosol. Gene Ontology annotation, molecular function: protein binding.
AUGGCUCAUCCCGCAAGGCUAACGAACCAACAGAAGUCGCCUCGAACAGGCCUUCCUUCUCUCCCUGGUUCUGGCACCCACGAGCGCAAGCGCCAGCCGCCGUCCGACCCGUACGACCUAGACUGCUACCCAGGUGUUUAUCGGGGAGUCCAGCAAGCGCCGUGGAAAAGGCAACAACCCCGAAAAGGCUCCGUUCUCGGCUUCGAUUGGCCUUCGCCAAACGCCAGCCACUCCCACCAGCGGCUACCGACUGGCAGAUCAUCGUCGGCGUCGGCACUUCAGCAUGCGACGCAGUCGAGCUUGAAGCAUAGUCUUGACAAGCCUCUUCCGCAACCCCCUUCUCCGCCGACCUAUACGACCCUCGCGCUGUUGGCGGGUGGUACCGGUCGCGUCGGCAACCGUCUUCGUCCGAAUAUUGAUCGCUUCCAAGGCCGCUCAACCAAACCCAAGAUGGACGGCCGGACCAGCACGACGGAUUCGGGUUCCUCGAAUCAGAUGUAUGGCGCCCGGGACCGGCACGCCCCCGACGUGAAUAGCAGCAUGAGCAGCUUGGCAAGUUCGGUGAGGCAUGAUGCCGCCGACGAAGCAAGGGAUGGAACGGCAUCGCGAACCAACGGCCCCGCUGCGGCGGCAGCGGCGACGACGGCGGCGGCAACCGCUCAGGAGAGAGCGCAGGCCGCCGCGACCCCCAUCGGCGGACCCCCCCAGGGUUCUUCGGCCCAUUUGUCAGGGUUGAUGUGCAAUGUGCAUCGCACGACGGGCCGGGAACCCCCUCCGCUCGUCGGUGCCACCACCACCAUACUGGGAGACAAACUCUACGUCUUUGGCGGCAGGGCCUUGUCCAGGAGUCGUCCAGCUCCGCUGACGGCCGACCUGUUCGAGCUCGACCUGAUCAGGCGACACUGGACCAAGCUCGAGGCGGCGGGAGAUCUGCCUCCUCCGAGGUAUUUUCACUCCAUGUGUCCGCUUGGCGACACCAAGUUGGUUUGCUACGGCGGCAUGUCUCCCGCACCGACCCAGCCUGCCGCCGCCGCCGCCGGCGAGCAGCAGCAGGCCGAGGUCGCCGUCAUGUCCGACAUUUACGUCUAUGACACGCGGAGCAACAGGUGGACAUACCUGCCAGCCCAAGACCCUCCCCAGGGUCGGUACGCGCACUGCGCUUGCAUACUUUCGUCGGCGGCCGCCUUUUCCUCCAAGCACGCUCCGCUGUCCGCACUGCAGCACAACCCGUCAUCGGCCAACCCGAACGAGGGCCGCAUCGGCAUCAACAUUGACGGCACCGGUGGCGCCGAGAUGGUUGUCGUCGGCGGCCAGGACGGCGCAAACCACUAUAUUGAGCAGAUUAGCGUCUUCAAUCUUCGGAGCCUCAAAUGGACGUCGACGCAGUCUCUGGGAAAGAGCUGCGGUGCAUACCGCAGCGUCGUCGCUCCCCUGCCUCCCUCGGUGACGGCCAAGAUUGGCAAGCCGAAUCAAGGCGCUUCGCAGCGACUGGAUGGCGGCAUCAGCCUGGAGGCGCGUGAACUCGGCUCGUCGAUGCUCAUCUACUCCAACUACAACUUUCUGGACGUAAAGCUGGAGCUUCAGAUCCGUGCCUCGGACGGGUCCUUGACGGAGCGACCAAUGUCUGGUACCUACUCGCCACCCGGUUUGCGUUUCCCCAACGGCGGCAUCAUCGACACUCAUUUCGUCGUCAGCGGAACCUAUCUCACCUCUUCCAAGCAAGAAUAUGCCCUUUGGGCGCUGGACCUGAGGACGCUUACCUGGAGUCGAAUUGAUGCUGGCGGCAGCGUUUUCAGCCAGGGCAGCUGGAAUAGGGGCGUCCUGUGGAAUCGUCGCAAUACCUUUGUCAUCUUGGGCAACAGAAAGCGUAGCCUCGUGGAAGACUACAACCACCGGCGCAUCAACUUCUCGAAUGUCUGCAUGGUGGAGCUGGAAGCGUUUGGGUUCUACGACAAUCCGCGCAAGACCAACCCCAUGUCGGGCUUCAUCUCCGCGAGCAGCCCGUACUCGGGCGGCGGCUUCAGCCUGACACGCAAGGCCGGUUACACGGCAGGCGGCCGCUUCCAUUCCAGGGCCAGUGAGGAGCUGGGAGAAAAAGCUCUCAAUCUGCGAGAACUGUCCGACAUGGAUAUUCUCUGCAUCGCUGGCGAGCGUGUACCGGUCAACUCGAGGAUACUGGCGAGGCGAUGGGGCCCGUACUUUGUUCAGCUGCUCCGAGAGGGAACCGCUACCCAGGACGGAAGCGAUGCCGUGACGCUGCGUUCAGGCCACUCGAGCAACGCUGCGAGGGCGUCGGCGAUGACCGCGACUCCUCGUCCGAGAACCACGGCGGAACCAUCGCCGAGCGGCUCCGGAUACUCUGGGCACUCGGGACACUCGGCCUCGACAUCGAGCACAUCGGCGCAGAGCGGCCGAUCAACCCAGGGCGGCGACGGAAACCCCGUCAACAUAAACUCCACUCCCACUCCGCGAUCUCUGCCACCGAAUGGGAGGCCUCGAUGUCUCUACCUGCCACAUACGUUCCUGACGGUGCAAGCGUUGCUGCAUUUUCUCUACACCAGCUCCCUUCCGCUGCCGACUUCCCCGCUCUGCACGCCGCAAAUACUGUGCUCUCUGCUUCAGAUUGCCCGACCUUACCGGGUCGACGGCCUCCUGGAAGCCAUCGUCGAGCGAUUGCAUGCUCUUCUGGAUAGCAGAAAUGCCGCCGCCGUCUUCAACGCGACGGCCAUGGCGGCCGGGGGAGGGCGAGGCAUCGACGGAUCGCUGAAUCCGAACUAUUUCAUCAGCGGCUCCGAGAACGAAUCUCACGUAAUGGCGUCGAAUUACUCGGCAGAUGGUAGCUCGACAAACGGGUCGUCUCUGUCGGAUCUGGCGUCAACCGCUGGAGGGCUGAGCCUUAACACCAAAGUUCCGCAACAGAAUCGUCCGUCUAGCGGUGAACUCUCCGCCACCAGCGUCAGUGGUUCCGAGCAGGGUUCGGAGAUCGGCGCCAGUGACAUGGAACGCUUCGUCUGGAACGCCGAGCUUAGCAGUGUCAUCGGUUUGCAGAAACGAGGCCUGAGAGGCCUCAUGGACGGCCGCAGAAUGCGGGAGAGGUCAGCAACCGGGGGUGCGGCGACUCUUAGCACGUACGGAGCUGCCGCCUAUAUCGGCGGUUCUUCUGGGGGUGGCCAACGCCUCGGCCUUGGCCUCGGGAUCCCUGGGUAA